This is a messenger RNA of Rotaria sp. Silwood2, 1029 nucleotides long. Lineage: Eukaryota; Metazoa; Rotifera; Eurotatoria; Philodinida; Philodinidae. The record is from the annotation of a GenBank genome assembly.
AUGAAUAUAACAAAGGUGUCGUCUUCUGGAUAUGUAAUUGAAUUUAAUCGAGAUACUGGUUUUGGUUUUAUUCAAGAAGAUACAACAAAACGAGUUUUAUUAGUUCAGUUGAACAGUUUCAAGCGGCAUUCAAAAAGAUACAUAAACAAUGAAAAUCAAUAUAUUGGCGAACUAUUCGAUUUUGAUAUUAUUGUUAAACAGAAGAGUGACGAUGAUGGCAAUGAUACAUUGGAAGCAGUAAAUGUUAGACAUCGUGUACUGAAAUGUAACGUUGAAGGAUGUCCACGAAUUAAACCAUUUACAAAUGUGAAAGCACUGGAAGAUCAUAUAAAUAUCAGACACACUUCAAAGAAGAAAACAGAAGAAACAUCUCAGUCUCCUUUAAUUUUAGCUAAAAAACCAAAGAAAAAACGUCGUCCACGCCCUGAACCAAUCGUAAUUAGCCUAUCAUCUCACACAACAGCAGCUACUAUUGGUCGAUUCAUUGGUAAACAGGGUGUUAAUCUCAAACGAAUUGAACAACAGAAUCAAGUCAAACUUCAGCUACUCAAUAGUCGAAAAGCAUAUAAUCCUUUACAAGUUCUCAUGAAACCGACUGUAGGCAUUACAGUUGAUAUCAAAUCAGUUAGUAAAAAAUUAAAAUUUGAAUGGGAACGCUGCGUACGUGAACAGCAAGUACAUGAAAAUAUUCGAGAGGAACGAUUAAAAUUAAUCUAUUCACCCAGGCAAUCAAUUGUUCUUGAAUUUGAAGGCGAUUCAAGAUACAGAACUGACUCAAAAUUUCUUUAUGUCAGACAAUUAAAGCAACAAGACAUGUUAAGAAGAAGGAUAUAUCGUCAAACGGAAUCAUCAGUAAGAGUUCAAGAACGUCAUUCAAGUCUCAACCAAGAAGGACAUCGUUCAGCGGCAACAUGUGGCAGUGAAUAUAGACAGAAAUCGAUAUUUAAUUAUUUUCAACCAAAGAAGAUAAAGAAAAGUAUGAAAGAAAAACAUUGGUUGAUCAAUGAACAGCUACAAGCUCUAGAGUAA